Penicillium odoratum is the source of this 1788-nucleotide messenger RNA. RefSeq names its product fungal specific transcription factor domain-containing protein. NCBI's taxonomy places the organism in Eukaryota, Fungi, Ascomycota, Eurotiomycetes, Eurotiales, Aspergillaceae. The record is from RefSeq and is a predicted model, not a curated record. Gene Ontology annotation, biological process: DNA-templated transcription. The transcript has 4 exons. The coding region runs from base 1 to 1788 and encodes 595 amino acids. Gene Ontology annotation, molecular function: zinc ion binding; DNA binding.
AUGAGCCCAUCUCGAACUCAAGUGGAAAUCUCACUACCUCGGGUUGAGUCUCCGCCAGUCGAUCGUCCCACCAUCUUAAGCAAUGGCUCUUCUCAUCCGGAAGCACCCGAUAGCGACCACCUCAAAAGUGCUACAUCCUUAUACCAUGGUCCAACCAGCGCUAUUUACGACGACACGGUGAAUUCGAGAAGUAACGACGACAUUGCAGAGUGGGCCAAUUCACCAGUGAAUGAGAGCUGGACUCGGAGCCACUUGUUUGCCGAAACAGCGAGGCAGAGGCAGUUGGAGCUGUUGAAUUUCUCCGCAGGAAAGCUGGAUUUUGAUGGCCUUGAUCCAGAGAUUGGAAUGCACCUCUUGUCGAUCUAUUGGUGCCGCCAACUUUAUACAGCGCAGAUCAUAUACCGACCAGCAUUUAUGCGAGAUAUGGCUUGCAAUGGGCCCUACUUUUCGAAAUUGCUUCUCAACGCCAUUCUUUUUACCGUGUCCAAGCACUGUCCCAGACCCGAGCUGCGUUCUGACCCGGAUGACAUCACCACGACUGGGUGGAGUUUUCGCCAACGGUUCACAGAGCUUCUACGAGAUAGCUUUGACAAAAGCGAAAUCACUACCCUCCAGGCGCUCCUUAUAAUGUCCAACUCUCUAUUUUCGAGAUGUGACGAGCGGAGUCUAUCUUGGUUGUAUGCGGGAAAUGCCUUCAAUAUGAUCAUUGACCUGGGCCUACAUGUACUUCCUUCUCCGAACAAGAUGUCCCCGGAGGAUAUUGAGAUAAGAAAGCGUGUUGUAUGGGGUGCCUACUCCAUCGACAAAAUCCAGUGUCUUUACCAAGGAAGGCCACCCCUUCUUCGCUAUAUAAACUUCAAGGCAUCACUGAAUUUUUUGGACGAUUACGACGAACUCGAUCCAUUUCAAGAAAUAACAUACGGCCCUGUGAAGCAUCAGUCGGUCAUUCCGUCGUUGAAUGUAUCUUUGUUAACAAAGCUAUGCGAGUUAUCGAUCAUCAUCGAUCGCAUUCUUUGCGAACUCUACUCCGAGUCCCAUGACAUGAGUCGAAGUCAGAGCCAGGUGAUCUCCGACGACAUAACUUCACAAUUAGGAAAGUGGCGACAAAACCUUCCGCCCCAGCUUGAUUAUCUUUCCCAUCCCAGUGAAAGUGUUCUCCUACCCCAAGCAUUCUGCCUCUUGGCCCUCUUCAACGUCCUCAUAAUUCUCUCUCAACGCCCUUUAUUCACGGGAAGCUAUAGCCAGUCUGACGUACCAGGAGCAGCCUACGAAUCCGUGAACGUGUGCACCACAGCCGCAAACCAAAUUGUGCAGAUCCUCCGUGACUAUUGCCAGCAUUUCUCUAUCAGCAGCGCCCCAUACAUGCUUUCAUACGCAACGUACAUCAGCGCAACGAUUCACGCUAGAAUUGUGGCCCAGAAGGGACGGAAUUCUAAUUCAUUCCAGUCUCUGUUAUUCUGUCGGGGUAUUCUCAAAGAGCACCAACACUUAUACGCGGCUGCUGGUAAAGCUAGUGCCAACCUCAACAAGCUCAUCACGCAUCUUGAUAUACGCAUCACUGAGGAUGAUGAGCAGAUUCCUGGGCCGGAGGGCAAUAUGACAAGCAGCCGGGUUAUUGUGCAGGAACCUGUCGCGGCUUUUGGUGUAUCUGACCUUCACCCGCAGAGUGUUGAGCUACAAUCGCCACAGUUGGAUUGGGAACUUUCGGAUCUUGACCUUGAGGCUAUUGCCCAGGGCUUCCGUCUUAGUGGGGAACUCGACUAUUUGAUGCGUCCCUCUGGAAUAUGA